GCGGCCGUGGGCAGCGCGGGCAGCGCGGGCAGCGCGGGGGCGGCCCGGAGCGCGCCGGGGUCCCCGCGCCCCGCUCGCCCGCCGCGCUCUGAAGAUGGUGGCGGCGCCGUGCGCCCGGAGGUUGGCCCGGCGUUCUCACUCGGCGCUGCUCGCGGCGCUCACCGUGCUGCUGCUGCAGACGCUGGUCGUGUGGAAUUUCAGCAGCCUCGACUCCGGGGCCGGCGAGCGCCGCGCGGGCGCAGCGGUCGGCGGCGCCGCCGAGCAGCCGGCCCCAGCCCCGGCUCCGCGCCGGGAGCGCCGGGACCUGCCCGCGGAGCUGGCUGCAGCCCGAGGAGGAGGCGGCAGUGAAGGAGGACGGGGGCUCCCGGCACGGGUGCGGGGAGGCGGCCCCGGAGAUCCGCGGGCGCAGCAGUCGGCCCGCCGAGGGGCACUGCCCGCUCGGGAGCUGGAACCACACCCGAGUCCACUGAUCACCCUGGAGACCCAGGAUGGCUACCUCUCUCACCGGCCAAAAGAAAAAGUGCGAACCGACAGCAACAAUGAGAACUCGGUGCCCAAGGAUUUUGAGAACGUAGACAACAGCAACUUCGCCCCAAGGACCCAGAAGCAGCAGAACCAGCCCGAGCUGGCCAAGAAGCCCCAGGGCCGAACGAAGGAGCAUCUGAAAAGAAAAUCCUCGGAGCAGCUGGACAAAGGGAAGGGCCACUCACUCCUGGGCAAAGGUCCCAGCGAGAGGCUGCCCCCCAGUGACAGGGCUGUGGCCAACAGCAGUCACGGGAAGGCUGCUCCGAGACAGACCCACACUAGGAAGAGUGGGGGCAGCUCCCCUGAAGCCAAGAAUGACCAGCCUCCCAGAUGUGAGAUCUCAGGCAAGGAAGCCAUCUCUGCCCUGUCCCGUGCCAAGUCCAAGCACUGCCGCCAGGAGAUCGGUGAGACCUACUGCCGCCACAAGCUGGGGCUGCUGAUGCCUGAGAGGGUGACGCGGUUCUGUCCCCUGGAGGGCAAAGCCAACAAGAAUGUGCAGUGGGACGAGGACUCGGUGGAGUACAUGCCAGCCAACCCCGUGAGGAUCGCCUUCGUCCUCGUGGUGCACGGCCGUGCCUCCCGGCAGCUGCAGCGCAUGUUCAAGGCUAUCUACCACAAGGACCACUUCUACUACAUCCAUGUGGACAAGCGUUCCAAUUACCUGCAUCGGCAAGUGCUGCAGAUGGCCAGGCAGUACAGCAACGUGCGCGUCACCCCCUGGAGGAUGGCCACCAUCUGGGGGGGAGCCAGCCUCCUGUCCACCUACCUGCAGAGCAUGCGGGACCUCCUGGAGAUGCCCGACUGGCCCUGGGACUUCUUCAUCAACCUGAGCGCAGCCGACUACCCCAUCAGGACCAAUGACCAGCUGGUGGCGUUUCUCUCCCGCUACCGAGAUAUGAAUUUCUUGAAGUCACACGGCCGGGACAAUGCAAGGUUCAUCCGGAAACAAGGCCUGGACCGGCUCUUCCUGGAAUGUGACGCACACAUGUGGCGCCUGGGGGAUCGGCGGAUCCCAGAGGGUAUCGCGGUGGACGGCGGCUCUGACUGGUUCCUCCUGAACCGGAAGUUUGUGGAGUAUGUGACAUUCUCCACAGAUGAUCUGGUGACCAAGAUGAAACAGUUCUACUCUUACACCCUGCUCCCAGCUGAAUCCUUCUUCCACACAGUCCUGGAGAACAGCCCCCACUGUGACACCAUGGUGGACAACAACCUGCGCAUCACCAACUGGAACCGCAAGCUGGGCUGCAAGUGCCAGUACAAGCACAUCGUGGACUGGUGCGGCUGCUCUCCCAACGACUUCAAGCCCCAGGACUUCCAUCGCUUCCAGCAGACUGCCCGACCCACCUUCUUCGCACGCAAGUUUGAAGCCGUGGUAAAUCAGGAAGUCAUCGGGCAGCUGGACUACUACCUAUAUGGCAACUACCCGGCAGGUACCCCAGGCCUCCGCUCCUACUGGGAGAACGUCUAUGAUGAACCCGACGGAGUCCAUAGCCUGAGCGAUGUAACACUCACCCUGUACCACUCGUUCGCCCGCCUGGGCCUGCACCGGGCAGAAGCAGCCCUGCACACAGCUGGCGAGAACAGCUGCAGGUACUACCCAAUGGGCCACCCCGCCUCUGUCCACCUCUACUUCCUUGCCGACCGUUUCCAGGGCUUUCUGAUCAAGCACCAUGCCACCAACCUAGCCGUGAGCAAACUCGAGACACUAGAGACGUGGGUGAUGCCAAAGAAAGUCUUCAAGAUUGCAAGUCCUCCCAGCGACUUUGGGAGGCUUCAGUUCUCCGAGGUUGGCACUGACUGGGAUGCCAAGGAGCGGCUGUUUCGCAAUUUUGGGGGCCUGUUGGGUCCCAUGGAUGAGCCAGUGGGCAUGCAGAAAUGGGGAAAGGGGCCCAACGUGACUGUGACCAUCAUCUGGGUGGAUCCUGUCAACAUCAUCGCAGCCACCUACGACAUCCUGAUCGAAUCCACCGCUGAGUUCACCCACUACAAGCCCCCUUUGAACUUGCCCCUGAGGCCUGGGGUCUGGACAGUGAAAAUCCUCCAUCACUGGGUGCCGGUGGCAGAGACCAAAUUCCUCGUGGCCCCUCUGACCUUCUCCAACAGGCAGCCCAUCAAGCCGGAGGAGACACUGAAGCUGCACAACGGGCCCCCGCGCAGUGCCUACAUGGAGCAAAGCUUCCAGAGCCUGAACCCCGUCCUCAGCCUGCCCAUCAGCCCUGCCCAGGUGGAGCAGGCCGGGAGGAAUGCAGCGGCCACGGGCACUGUGCUAGAGGGCUGGCUGGACUCGCUGGUGGGCGGGAUGUGGACCGCCAUGGACAUCUGCACCACUGGCCCCUCCGCCUGCCCGGUCAUGCAGACCUGCAGCCAGACAGCCUGGAGCUCCUUCAGCCCUGACCCCAAGUCGGAGCUGGGGGCCGUCAAACCCGAUGGCCGGCUCAGGUAGCACCGGACACAUGUGGGCCGCACAGGAUCUCAACAGGAAAGCUGCCCAGAGGGCUUGGUGGGGCCUCAACUCUGGCUUCCCAGUGCAGGGAAGCCUUUGUUUGUGCCAGGGGCUUGUCUGGCUAUAGAAUGAUGCAGACGGAAGAGCUGGAGGCCAGGGUAGGUUUGCCAGCACCCUGCACUCAGCAAGCUGUGAGAUGGCUCCAUGCCAGCGGUGGUCUCACCUCUUCUGGUUGAACCACAAGUUCUGCAGGUUUCUUACCUUUCCCCCAACCACCCCAACAACCAACCCUCUCCAGUCCUGCCAGUGAGUGGUCUCACACUUUCGUUUGGAGCAGCAGAGCUUGGCUUGCUCAGUACAGAAAUAGACAGAGGCUCAGGGUACAGGUGCAGGUGCAGAUGAAGUCCAGGCUGCUGUGGGUGCAGCUUCAGGUUCCAGGUCAUCUCCCAGAGCUCAGCCGGCCAUGCCAAGGCCAUCUCCUAUGGUACCUCUUCAGAACUCAAGGGCUCUGCCAAAUCCAGUUUGACAAGCACUGCCCAGGCCUCCAGUUUGAUCUACAGCCUCACCCGCUUCUCUCAGCUGGAGAAUACAUUAACUGUUGAGCCAGCCCUGAAAUGAAAGGCCCCUGGGAGCCCACAGGCCCUUCCCCCAGGGAGUCUAGCAGGCUUGGGAGGGCUUCAAGCCUUCCACCAGUCCCUCAUGGACUGAGCUGUUCUCCUUCGUCAACGAGAUGAACAGGAAAGUCUUGGUUGGGACAUGGCCAAGGCCCAUCCAGAAGUGUGGGAGAGAUUGGUCCAGAUCCCCCCUCUCCCUUAAGGCUGCCUCCUUUGGCAGCGGAACCGGGCUGAUGCUUGUAGAUAUGAGCCUCAAGUCUCUAAGCCAUUCACGGCCUGGAGACCAAGACCCUGGACCUCUGGUCCCGGAAAUUGAGAAUUUAGGGGGCCAUUGCCAUGAGACUCACGGGAACCUGCCUGGAACAAACUUCCUGAACUGGACAGCACAGCAGUGCCCAUCGUCCAGUAGAGCCCUUUGGUUCUGAGUUCAGGUGCCCAAAGCCCCUGGGACUCGCUGCCUUGGUGCUGCUGGAAGUGGCCAGACUGCAUGAACCAGCAAGCAGUGUUGCAGUUUUGGUUUGUAAUGUCAGGCCCUUCCUUAGCUGAGCUACCAACCCGGCCCAACUGAACAUGCAAAGUAGACAAAUAGCAGGUGGAGUGGCACAAACAGGAAGGCCAUUUGAAAUAACAAAACAAAAUCCAAGCUAGUAUUUUUCACUUUGUGUGGGCUAUCAGAAAGCAGGGUCAGGGAUUGGGAGAGCUCCUUUCCAUGCGCCCCCUGGAGGGCCACCCUGCCUCCUACAGUCCCAUCUUCCUGGGGAAAAGUCAUACCCCAAGUUGUCAGUGAUCCUCCGGGGUUGGAGGUACUGUGGUGAGCCCUCCCAAGGCCCUGCCCGAUGCCCUCACCCAGCAAGAGGUAGGGUGUCCUGUUGGCUGCAUAGAACACAGAGAAGGGACACUUUAGAUAAUUUAUUAUUUGUAUGUUUUAGUCCAUGACUAAUUCGUAGGUGCUGUUUUCGCAGCUUGUCGAUUAUGUUCUUAUUAACGGAAGCUGCCUUUGUUCACAAAAGGCCCCCCUUUCUCUCUCCGUCUCUGCAUCUGCCUUGUGUUCCCUCUGAGCCUCCCCUUCUUCUGAGUAUAGCCGGGAUGUUGGACCCCAUGAGGAGAAGGCUUGGACCUGCAUCACCCACUGGCUGGCUGCAGGGAGCCCUCGGGACACCUGGAGCCUGGCUCUUCCUUCUGAAUUGUUGGGAUUCCUGAACCAUGCCCACCCUAGGCACAGGGACAUGACAGUGGAGCAGUGUGGAGGUAGAGGUAGGGGUGCCUUGCUGAGUGCUGCCCCUGUUUGUUUCAUGCAGGGGCCCCCUCAGCCCAUCUCACCCAAGUCUAUCUCCCAACUUGGGUCUUGAAGUGAUAGCAUCAGAGGGAAGGGGACUCCCUUUGGAGGGAGAACCAUUGGAGACAGAAGGGAAGCUGUUGCAUGAGCUGCCUGUCCAGGACAGGGUUGGCCUCCAAGCAGAUUUUGUUAGAAAGCCCAAGGGACCACUAUGUGGCUUCCCAGACUCUGUGGGAAUCAUGGCCCCCAGCCCCUGCCUCUGACCAGCACAUCCCUGAGGGUGGAAGGGGCCAGCCAGUACAGCCAUUUAGGGAAACCUCUUCCAUCCUCCUCGCCUGGCUGCUGGAGUCCUCUGUUCUUUGCAGAGGUAUGGGGCUAAGCCCUGGUAGGACCGCUUGAAUGAUGGGAGCUGCAGGCACUCAGGCAGGGUCCUCUUGUCUGUCGCUUCCCUCCACCCUGAAGCAAGUGCAACAAUGAAAGAGCCAGCUUCCUCUGGGGACCACCCCUCUCUCGGGGAGUCACACACAGCAUUCCUUUGUCUUCUGUGUUUGGGGACCAGAGGAUAAUUUUUGCAGAUUUCCAUUUGGUUAAGCAGGGAGGAAAAGGGGAAAUUGCAAACAAAGCCCAGUGAGAUGUGAGAAAAGGACAUCUUGUCCUGGGAAAGGGACAGUGUAACUUCUGUUUUGUUUUGUUUUCCAUUGGCACGAGAAUGGUUUAUUUGUUGGAGGUCAUCUGUCAGGCAGCCUUGAACUGUGGCUGCCCCAGGACACGGAAGACACAGAGUUGUGGCCUCCAUAGGCUGGGGGCUGUUUCCCACCUGCCCCGUUAUGCCACCGAGGCUGCUGUCCAGCAUCAUGGCUCCAAGGUAGAAAUAAAUGGCCACUUCACAGGCCCCCUGGAUUUAAGAAGUACAUUUGGUCCUCCUUCCUCUUGGAAAAAGGUCUUCCAGUGGGACUAGGGCUCCCAUAGGCUUCAUUUCUCACUUGUCAAUUUCACUUUGGAAAUGUAAAGGGAUUUACAAAGGGUGAGUGAGUGAGUGAGCUCCAGCCGCCAGCCCAGAGUGGAAGGCUGUAUCUUCUCCAGUGGGUGGUGUCUUCUUCUGGGAGGGCGGGGACUGAGCAUCCUGUGGUUCUCUGCUUUUACAGACACGAGAUGGACACUGGCCCCCGUUGUGGAGCAGGUGCACAGGAAAGAGCUGGAGCAGCUAGGGGUGGGGUGGGAGCAAAGAUCCUUUUCACAAUGAAGUUUAUUCUGGAAUCAGGACCUAUGGGGCAGGGAUAGGCAAGCAGUAGCCAGCAUAGUGCAGCUUUAGAGGACAGCCCGGGACGCCUUUCAGACCAAAGCCACAGAUCUUAAGCAGGAGGCAUAGAUACCUGCUGAGGUCUCGGACUCACGUCCACAGGAGUUAGACAAAGGCCACCACCGGGCGAGUGCAUGCUCCAUCCAGAACUGUUGCUUCAUGUGAGAGUUCAAAUCCAUGGGAAUGCAAGCUUCCACUUAGGCAAAGAAAACCAUAAGCCAAGAUUUUUUUUUUCUUAAUUUUCAGUGUUGGCAAUUGAAAAAAAAAAAGAGCACAAAGAAAUGGCUCAUAGUUCCCACAUGGGCAUAGCUGGCAACAUCUGCUCCCUGGGGUGGAGUUGGGGCAACGGAAGAAGAAAUCCCUGGCAUUAGGGAAGUGCAGAGAGGAAUAGCUCGUGCGGAACUGGCCGCUCCCCUCCCUGAGACAAUCCUACAGAACAGAAGGAAUAGGAUUCGGAGGAGUCCUGAGGGCUGCAGCAUAGACACGCUCGGGUUCCCAUCUGUCUGGGUCUGCACCAUCAGGGAUCCCACCAAGCGUGGCCUGUGUGGCCAGGGCAGGGUCCAGGAGGAGCAGGACAGCCAGGCUCUGUCUGGACCCCAGGUCUUGGCAGCACCUUCUGCCUCCGGAAGCCACAUGGGGCCGCACACACUCAUGGGAUGCCCUCCUUGCUUCUGCUUCAUGGGUCCACCACAGACGCUACCUCAUUGUGUCUGCUGAGAAGUUUACCUAGAGAGGGGAAGGUGUCCAAAUCCACUGGGGCUAAAUGUAUGAUCUAUGCAAAUAUCCCUCUCUAUCUUUCUCUUGUCUCUCUUCUCCUUUUCCUCCUCUCUUGCUCUCUCUCUCUUAGAAGUAUUAUUUUUUAACCUUGCAAACAGAAUACUGUACUCUUAAGCCUGAGGAAGGCUUCUCGCCCCACCUGCGUCCACCCCUCGCGUUGUCUUUGCUGAGCCCCAGCUGGGGAGAAAGUGGCCUCCUUUCUUUCCACUUGGCUGUGGGACCCAGCCUCUGCCCAAGGCACCACCAGGAAGCAGGUUCUGCCCCUUGCUGCUCCACCCCCACCAACUUCCUAACUCCAUGCCCCCCAUUCCUCAUUCCCUUCCCACUUGCUUCUCCAUGUUCCUCUCCCAUCUUCCCCCCUUCCUCCCAAAAGCCUUAGGUUUUUCUCCUUUUUGAAAUGUGGCCUUAAAAUUAUUUUCGGGAAAGCCGACCACCCUCUCUCUCUGAGUCCUUCCAAUGUCACAGAAGGCAGAGCACCUGGGAGCUGGCUGUCACUUAAGGGCACCUCUGAAGUGAAAAGCUGCCCAUCGGCACCUUGUAGGUGCCAGGAACAUCUCCCACCAAGGGUGUCUUUAGGAAAGACAAGAUGAAGGCUUGGGUGCUCACAGGAGCUGCUGCCAGCUCUAGAGCAUUCUCUAAGCCUCAGAGGGAGGGGGCAGGGGCGAGGAACCUGGCACCUGCUGGGAGGAGCUGGCUAAAUGGGUCCUGCCCCUCCCCCGUGAGUGGGUGACUUCAAGUCCUCAUUCUAGGGUGAAUUGGAAGAGGCUCUGGAGCUCUUGUCCUGCCUGCCUGGAAUGGGAUCACAUUAGGUAUCCCAGCACAAGGGUCGUGUUCUUAAAGCGGUCACCCCCGCCUCCCCUUGAGACAACACCUCCUCCUGUUACUCCGUGCUAAUGGAGGCCAAAGACAACCCCAGGGUUUUCAUAGGAAAUUCGCUGGAAUUGAACGCAAUUGUCUUUGUAGUCCCUUUGUCUUUUUUUAAUUAUUAUUUUUAAUUUUUUAAAGAUACAGUUACGUUGUCGAUAGUGUUUAUUUGGGUACUUGUUGGAGAGGCCUCACCAUAAGUUAUUACUGUCCCCCUCAUUGUUUUCAAAGACAUGUGGUGAUAUAGUUUUUAAAAAUAACUAUUUUGUUAUAGAUCAUAAUAUGCAUAAAACUGUACAGAAAUAUUUUGUAAUGUAUUGAUUUUAAAAAAGAAUCUGUAAAUAAAGUUUUAAAAAAAAGAGUGAAUUCAAAUGGCACACACAGAAAGAUGUAGAUAUUUUGCUAUUUAUUUAAAGGAGUAUUUUAAGAGAUCUUGAACUAUCUGCAAUUGACCAACAUUCAAAGUUCCAAUCUCCAAUCAUUUCCUCAAAGCAGAGUGUGGCUCUCGGCAUCAAUUGCGUGACCUUCCCGUUUUUGCACCUUUUCUGUCUGUUUCAUUUAGCAGGAAAACCACCACCACAACAAAAUUGUGCCUUAGCUGUAUUUUUUCGUCUAGGGGAGUUUGUUUCUGUCUGACAAAGCAACAUUUUUGCAGAAAAACAGUGGAUGUACAAAAUACUGUAUCAUACCAAAAACACUGCAGGUGUAUAUAGAUGCUUUCUGUCAUACUGUGUUUUCAGAUGCAGAAUUUUAAAAUAAUAAAAAAAAAUACUGUCUUUAUG
This is a messenger RNA of Ochotona curzoniae (black-lipped pika), 8581 nucleotides long. It is a transcript of the gene XYLT1, whose product is annotated as xylosyltransferase 1. Gene Ontology annotation, molecular function: protein xylosyltransferase activity. The transcript has 12 exons. The record is from RefSeq and is a predicted model, not a curated record. Gene Ontology annotation, biological process: heparan sulfate proteoglycan biosynthetic process; chondroitin sulfate proteoglycan biosynthetic process. Gene Ontology annotation, cellular component: membrane. Bases 95 to 2968 code for a protein of 957 amino acids. NCBI's taxonomy places the organism in Eukaryota, Metazoa, Chordata, Mammalia, Lagomorpha, Ochotonidae.